Molecule: messenger RNA, 4488 nt
Organism: Hyla sarda
Lineage: Eukaryota; Metazoa; Chordata; Amphibia; Anura; Hylidae
Gene: GPR149
Product: G protein-coupled receptor 149
Exons: 4
Coding region: 431-2587 (718 amino acids)
Biological process (GO): neuropeptide signaling pathway
Cellular component (GO): membrane; neuron projection
Molecular function (GO): neuropeptide binding; G protein-coupled receptor activity
Source: RefSeq, a predicted model, not a curated record
CAGCUCUGAACACACAGAUUCAAAGAACAUCUCACUCUACUACCGUCCUCGCAGAGCAAACAUGCUUUGAUUAUAUCCGGUCCUCGUCUCUCUCCACAGCUCUGUGUACAACCUUACACCUUGUGCAGGAUGUUUGAGUAACAGAUGGAGACGCUGCCUCCUUAUUCCGUUCUUACUACGAAGAUCCUGAACUUUGCUGCCAACAUUUAUAUGCCGCCCAGUGCAUAUCACAAGAGUUUGGCUCCCGAACGCUCUACUUGAGGAUGUAGUCUGCAGCUUCGGUGGAACUUUUCUUACUGGAAGAAGAACAAAGUUUUGAAAAUUAUAAUUUUUCUGACUUAAGAAGGAAAUUUAAGGAACCGUUCAGCAGUAUGGAGGACUCACUUCCAGUAAAUCCUAUCAUAUAUUAGGAGAAUAUACAACAAAAGAAAUGUCGGUUCCAACAACUCUUCUGUACGCAAAUAACACCAGGUUAGAUGCAGAGACACCAAAGUCCGCAUCUACUAGUAAUAUCUUUCUUUUUUGUCUUACACUAACGCUGACGUUGAUCGUGUUGGUGAGCAGCCUCUAUUCUCUGGUGUCCUUGGUCAGGAUAAAGAACAGGUCUGCCUUGUCUAUGUUAGUGGCUUCCUUGUGUGUGGAUGACUUACUGUGUGUAGCACCUGCGUCUAUGUUCAUGGUAAAACAAUGGACUAACAGCUUGCUUUCUCCGCCACUGUGUACCGCCGCAGCUUUCCUCUACCUUUUCCAGGGAGUAUCAAGCAAUUUAAAGGCAUCUAUAAUAAUUUGCUACAACUUCUGUACAGCCACAAGAACAGCGAACUAUGAAACCACCAAAAUGCCUCCUAAGAUAUCAUGGGCAAUUGUCAGCACAUGGCUCGUGAGUUUGAUAAUAAGUGCACUUCCUUUUUGUGGUUGGGGUGCUUUCAGUGCCACGUCUUGGGGAUGCCUUAUAGACUGCACCAGUUCUUAUGUGCUGUUUUUAUUUGCUUUGUAUUCGUUCUGUUUUUGCGUCCUGACAGUCUUCUCCGUCCCUCUAACUCACCAGUUGCUUUGCUCGGACAACAAGGAACAGCUACUAUAUUUCAAUUAUAGAGAUAUUGCUAAAGGUUAUUUAACCCCGAAUACACCUUUGGGCAGCAACGCCUCGUCUAUGUCUCCUGAUAAUCCUGCUGGAAAAACCUUGAAGAAUUUCAAUGAGAAUAGCGUGAGCUCAGAGGCAAUGUACAAGAGGAGUCUGGGUGACGACAGGCACUACACAGGCGGCACCAGAGGAGGCAGGAGUGUGACCGUGCUCUUUGCUCAGAAACGCUUUUCCCUCAUCCUUGCCUUGGCUAAAGUCACGCUCUGGCUUCCAAUCAUGAUCCAGAUGGCUGUUCAGCACAUUGUUGGCUUCCAGAACAUUUCUUUUGAGACAUUAAGUUUCCUUCUGACUUUGUUAGCUGCCACCACCACUUCGAUAUUUGUUCUGUCUGAGUAUUGGAGUCAUCUCCCAUGUGGCUGCAUCAUCAACUGCAAAAAGAAUGGGUACUACAUGUCACCCGAAGAUUGCCAAGUCAAGAAAAGAGGAUUUGAUUUCAACCUUUCCUUCAAUAAAGGUUAUGGCAUUUACAAGAUAUCCCACGAAAAUCACAACACUGCAGAGAACUCUGUUUCGUACCAUAAUUUAAUAAAUUACGAAUGUGAGAACACCAAUGACCUUCGUUGUGAGAGGAUCCUGAAUUCGGCCAUACUGGAUUUCAGCACUAUCAGUCUGCAGGACAGCUCCCUGCUGAAGGAUGGCGGCAAACUUAGAAGUCUAAACACGGAGUUAAAAGCAGACCCAGCAAAAGACAAGGCCAUUGGUCGCCUCCUUUCUGAAAAGAUUGGCGUCUUUAAAAGAGAGGACAUUAGAAAUUUUGAAAAGUCAGCAUUCUAUGAGGGUCAGGAGAGGAGACUCUCACAUGAGGAAAGUCGUAAACCAGAACUGACAGAUUGGGAAUGGUGCAGAAGCAAGUCUGAACGGACACCAAGACAGCGUUUUGGAGGAGCUUUGGCCAUACCACUGUGUGCAUUCCAAGGCACAGUAUCCCUUCAAGCACCAACUGGAAAAACGCUUUCUUUGUCUACCUAUGAAGUGAGCAGUGAAGGUCAAAAAAUUACACCUACAUCUAAGAAGAUCGAGGUGUACCGGUCAAAAAGCGUAGGUCACGAGCCAAACAAGGAAGACUCCCCCAACCAGUUUCCGGAUACCAAUGUUAAGAUACAUCUUGAAGUUCUAGAAAUCUGUGACAAUGAAGAAGCAAUGGACACUGUAUCUAUUAUUAGCAAUAUAAGCCAAUCAUCUACUCAAGCACGUUCUCCUUCACUGCGCUAUUCUCGUAAGGAGAACCGGUUUGUCUCUUGUGACCUUGGAGAAACAGCAUCUUAUUCUCUGUUCAUCCCAACCAAUAAUCCAGACAGUGACAUCAAUAUUUCCAUUCCAGAUACUGUAGAAGCUCACCGUCAGAACAGUAAACAGCAGAAUGUGGAGAGAGACAGCUACCAAGAGGAAAUACAACUGCUGAACAAAGCUUAUAGGAAACGGGAAGGAGACAGGGACAGUUAAGGCUCUUUUCACACUGCUGUUUGCAGUGUACAUUUGUUAUAUGAACCUGAAAAGCUCUAUACAUUGAACAGAUCCAUAGGCCCCCAUUCACACAACGAAAACCAAAAGAGUGUCUGUUUUACUUCCAUCUAGCCAGUUUAUCUGACAUUACUUUUUUUUCUACUCUUUUUGCUGGAAUGGCGUAGCAGACUGCGUUAUUCCAUUUAGAAGAAUUCAGUCAAAAAUAUAUACAGCAUAGUUGAGUUUUUUCUAAGAUGGGAGCCUAUGGGUAUUGCAUGGCAGUCGGCUGGAUCUAUUAAAUGUAUACAUUCAAUUUUUCUGUUAGGAAAUCUUCCAGAUAGAAAGCUCAGAUGGGCACUGCAGAACACAGUGUGAAAGAGCGCAAGACUGAAACAUGCUCAGAAUAUUAACUUAUCUGUACUUCUGUAUUCACACCAAUUUGUCUAAUGGAACAGCUGAAUGUCUUAAUUGUUUUGUACCUAUUUCGUUUCUUGCAGUACAAUACAAAAGCUGUAAAAUGUCAAGUGUUAUCAACAAAUAUAUAUCACUAUGUUAAAGAGUUUAGCAUUACAAAUUAGAGAAGUUUUGUGCCAUUAAUAAAGAAUUACUGUACAUAAAUCUAAUGCCAAACUGCUGCAUAAAGGGGAACAGAACAUUUGGUGCAGGAAAUCUUAGGCUGGUUAUACAUGGUGACAUUGAGCUGAGGUAACUGAAGGCAGUUUACUACUUUUUAUCAUGUUUCUUUGGUUCCUUCAUUCUUGAAAGUAUUGUCAGAACAUGGCAAAUAGUGGUAGAGGGGUGUAAAAAAAAAAAAAUAACACUACAUUACCUUACAUAUCUCGAUGUGUGCCCAUCCCAUCGCCUCCUUGACUUUUUACCAGGUUCACAGAGAUGGUUUGUUGCAUCAGUCGUGUGUCAAUCCAACACAUCACCAUGCAUGACUGGACAGUACUUUAUUGUGAGCACCACCCUUCACUACUCCUUUAUGCCUGAUAUAAUAUUUUUUAUUUUAUUCUGUUUUCAGCACUUGCACAUUUUGCUACAAAUAAGCAGGAAAUACACAGCAAUAUGGUAGGAACAGUAGUAAUGGUGAAUGUUGACUUUAACCAUGAUCUCUUACACUGCAGGUCCCUUUCCAUGCUGAAAAAAUAAUCAUCCUCUUACCUUCUACAUUGGCGGUUCUGUGCACAGAAAAUCUGACUAUGCAAACAUGGUGUGUUUGCAAUUCUCCAUUAAUCCAGUGUAGUUUGCCUCUGGUAUGUACAGAAACUGAUGUCAUGGUUAAUCUGUGGGAUCACUUGUAGAAUUUGGUGCAUCAAUUGUUGCGUCAGACUUGUCUACGAGUUGGAUUAUAAAAUGUUGACUGCAGUGUUUAUACCGAUCUAAAAUUUUCCCCUUUUAAAUCCUAUGGAGCUCCAGAGCACAAGCAGAGUGCGAUACAUCCAGCAUGCCCACUUACAGUGCCUCAAGUACACAGCAGGGGAUGGAGAAAGUUCUGUAGUCAUUCACAGUAAGGGUAAGAUCACACUGAGGAAUUGACAAGGAAUUUCGGUCAGGAAAUUCAGCAAAUCUGCCAUCUUCUGCUUAACGGGGAAUCGAAAGAGGAAUUUGACACAGAAUUUAGAGAUAAAAUCUGAAGGAGGAUUAGUACUACAACUACCAAUGGGCAGUUGUAGUCUGCAUCAUUUUGUCAGAAAAAAUAGUCUCAUUGACUUCAAGGGGAUUUUACCCACAGAUUCCACCAGAAGAAUGAACAUGUUCAAUCUUCUGACAGUAUAUGAUUUUGUGUCUGCAUUUUCUUCUGAAAAUCCUCAGUGUGAACAGAGUGGCAGAAGGUUCAUUAAAGUGGUAUUCCAGGCAAAAACUUUUUUUUAUAUAUCAACUGGCUCCGGAAAUGUUAC